This is a messenger RNA of Penicillium subrubescens, 1926 nucleotides long. Its product is annotated as ESCRT-0 subunit protein HSE1. NCBI's taxonomy places the organism in Eukaryota, Fungi, Ascomycota, Eurotiomycetes, Eurotiales, Aspergillaceae. The coding region runs from base 1 to 1926 and encodes 641 amino acids. Gene Ontology annotation, biological process: protein transport to vacuole involved in ubiquitin-dependent protein catabolic process via the multivesicular body sorting pathway. The record is from RefSeq and is a predicted model, not a curated record. Gene Ontology annotation, cellular component: ESCRT-0 complex. Gene Ontology annotation, molecular function: phosphatidylinositol binding; ubiquitin binding. The transcript has 9 exons.
AUGUUUCGUGCGCAGCAGAAUGCUUUUGACGACGCCGUCGCCAAGGCGACAGACGAGAACCUGACUUCUGAGAAUUGGGAAUAUAUUCUGGAUGUCUGUGAUAAGGUCGCUGCGGAAGAGUCGGGGGCGAAAGAGGCUGUUGCGGCUAUGAUUAAACGGUUGGCGCAUAGGAAUGCCAAUGUGCAGCUUUAUACUUUGGAGCUUGGAAAUUCCUUGUCGCAGAACUGUGGCCCCAAGAUUCAUCGCGAGCUGGCCUCGAGGAGCUUUACUGAUGCGCUGUUGCGCCUGGCGGCUGAUCGUAACACACAUCAACAAGUGAAGUCGAAAAUUUUGGAACGGAUGCAGGACUGGACAGAGAUGUUCUCUUCAAACCCGGAUUUUGGCAUUAUGGAACAGGCCUACAUGAAGCUGAAGACUCAAAACCCCAACCUGCAGCCUCCGUCGAAGCCCGUUAAGAGCGCGAUGACCGAUGUCGACCGACAGAAGGAAGAAGAGGAAUUGCAGAUGGCACUUGCACUCUCCAUCAAGGAUAAGAAUCCGCCACCAGGCCCGGCACCUCAAGCUGAGUCCUCCUCGGCGGCAGCUGCAUCUUCGUCUGCGUCCGCGCCAGCUCCAACAAACACGGCCGAUGCUGCUAUCUCUCAGCCCGUUCCCUCGGGCACAUCCGCGGCUACCGUGUCCCGCGUCAGAGCUUUGUUCGACUUCCAGCCCUCGGAGCCCGGAGAGCUUCAAUUCCGCAAGGGUGAUAUCAUUGCGGUCUUGGAAUCAGUGUACAAGGAUUGGUGGAAGGGUUCUUUACGCGGACAGACGGGUAUUUUCCCUCUGAACUAUGUGGAGAAGCUUCCCGAUCCUACUGUGGAAGAGCUGCACCGGGAGGCACAGAUGGAAGGCGAGGUCUUUGGCCAGAUCAAGAACGUUGAGAAGCUCCUGACACUGCUGAGCACUCGAAGCUCGGACUUGAACGUUCAGGAGAACGAGGAGAUUACUACCCUUUAUCACUCUACGCUGGCCAUUCGCCCUAAGCUGAUUGAGCUUAUUGGGAAGUACUCGCAGAAGAAAGAUGAGUUCACUCAAUUGAACGAGAAAUUCAUCAAAGCUCGUCGUGACUACGAGUCGUUGUUGGAGGCCUCAAUGGCUCAUCCACCACAGGCUCAGUAUGGACGUCCUGGACAGCCACCAUACGGAUAUCCUGCCGCGGCCCCUGUUGGAUACCCGCAGGGUCCUCCUCAGGGUGCUCCUCAACCGGAUCAGCGAUACUUCAGUCCUCGACCCCAAGAUACACCAACCCCACAGUCGCAGCCCAAUGCGUACUACGGCGCGGAACAGUCGAUGCCAUACCGACCCGCGUCUCACUCCCCCGAUCCUCGUUCUCAGUACCCAGGUGGAGCCCAGCCUCUGGCACAGCCACUGGUACAGCAGCAAACCCCGCAACCGGACUCCUACCAGCCUGUACACCACCGCCCUCAGUCAACAUAUGAUUCGCCACAAGAACUCGGAACAUCGGUCUACGAUUCGCCUGUAGACCAUCCAGCUGCUGCCAACCAACGUCCCCCCUACCCGGCUUCAGGCCAAGCUCCUCCAACUGCCCACCAGCAAUUCCAACAGCAGCAGCAGCAGCAGCAACAGCAACAGCAGGACUACUCACCUUCCGUCUACUCUACCGAUGACCCGUCUGCCUCUGGAAUGCACCAACAAUCUCCCCACCAGUUCCCUCCCCAGCAGCAGCAGGCACAGCAAGCCCCAUACCCAACAUCCCCACCCGCGCACCAACCACCCCCUAUCCCCGGUGCUGCUCCUGCUUCUCAACCUGCCCAGUACACUGCCUUUAAUCCCGCGCCCUCGGCUCCGCCAACCGGGGAAUACCAAGCGUACCAGCCCUCGCAGGCUGGAGUACCUGCGUCAAACCCCGCUUCUUUCUACAGAUAA